UGCAAUCACAUAAAAGCGCUGCAGGCGCUUCCGUCAUUCCCGGAUCCGGAGCACCACCCAAGCAGUGAGCAGCGGCAAAGCAGCCCGCACAACUCUUCUUCCUUGUCUGUAUGUGGGGAAGCUAAGCCUCUCAGAGAAGUCACGACUGCCUUCACCAUGGAACAGCUGAGUGUGGCCAACACCUGGUUUGCAGUGGACCUUUUCCGCACCCUGAAUGAGGCCAAUCCUACUGGAAACAUCUUCAUCUCUCCCAUAAGCAUUUCAUCAGCUCUGGCCAUGAUCCUUCUGGGGGCUAGAGGCACUACUGCAGCACAGAUGUCCAAGACUCUUCAUUUUGAUGCAGUCGAGGAUAUUCAUUCAAGAUUUCAGAGUCUGAAUGCUGAUAUCAAUAAGCAUGGAGCUCCCUAUAUUCUGAAACUUGCUAAUAGGUUAUACGGCGAGAAAACCUGUAAUUUCCUCUCUGAGUUCUUAGCUUCAACUCAGAAAAUGUAUGGUGCUGAAUUGGCCAGUGUGGAUUUUCAGCGUGCCUCUGAAGAUGCAAGAAAGGUGAUAAAUGAGUGGGUCAAAGGGCAGACAGAAGGGAAAAUUCCAGAAUUGUUGGCUGUAGGUGUGGUCGAUAAUAUGACUAAACUUGUGCUAGUUAAUGCCAUCUAUUUCAAAGGAAACUGGCAGAAGAAAUUCAGUAAACAGGCCACGACCAAUGUACCUUUCAGACUGAAUAAGAAAGACACAAAAACAGUGAAAAUGAUGUAUCAGAAGGAUAAAUUUCCAUAUGGCUACAUCGAGGACCUUAAGUGUCGUAUGUUGGAACUGCCUUACCAAGGCAAGGAGCUCAGCAUGGUUAUCCUGCUGCCAGAUGACAUUGAGGAUGAGUCCACAGGUCUGAAGAAGAUCGAGGAACAAUUGACUUUGGAAAAACUGCAUGAGUGGACCAAACCUGAGAAUCUGCAUAGCACUGAAGUCAAUGUUCACUUGCCCAAGUUCAAGCUGGAGGAGAGCUACAACCUCAACUCACACCUAGCCUGCCUGGGUAUAGAGGAUCUCUUUAAUAACAGGGCUGAUCUGUCUGGCAUGUCAGGAACCAGUGAUCUUUUUAUUUCAAAAAUCAUCCACAAGUCUUUUGUGGAAGUAAAUGAGGAGGGCACAGAGGCAGCAGCUGCUACAGCAGCCAUCGUUGCCUUCUGCGCACUUACGUUUGAGGAAAGUUUUGUGGCCGACCAUCCAUUCAUUUUCUUAAUUCGACACAAUCCCUCAACUAACAUCCUGUUCUUAGGUAGACUUUCUUCCCCUUAGAGACUGGAAAUACAAGGCCAAACUCAGAGCUUUAUUACCUGCAUUUGCAGUACUAAUAGUUUUCAUGUUUCUUUAGCAAUAAAACUACCAUCCCAAAACAGACCUUUAAUUUCCUUUGUAAGGUCAGCUCUGUAAUGUCACUGCAUUUUGUAAUUCAGCUCUGUUGGCUGUUCAUACCCAUUAACUUUGAUACGGGUUUCUAUUUUCUAUUUUUAUAUUGAAAAUUUUUAGUGAUUGCUAUUAAUGCAUCAAUCAGAUGUGCAAAAUCUUGACAAUGUAGUAAUCUAUGAGAUUGCUAUACUUUCUUGAUAGCCAUAGGAAAAAUUAUAAUACUGUAAUUUAUUUCACAGAUAGAUUUCUGGAAGUCAAAAGAGAAAUACUCUGAUUGUCAAAGGGAGGCUUAAAAACAGAUAUUAAAUUGAAUAUAGGAGAGCAGCCCCAUUAAAGUUUGGGUUAUAAAAAUAACGCUUGCCUUGGCCAGCGUUUCUGACCAUUCAUUCUAUGAGAUUAGUAUUCUAUUACAAUCCUCCAGUUUUUAAACUAUUAAAGAUAUGCCUGGUGAUAAUUUGGCCUUCCCUUUUUAUUGUCCUUUAUCUUCCCUGAUAUAAUUUUUGUGGGAUCACAAGGAGUUGAGAAGCAGGUGUCUUAUAAACAAUGCCAAGAAACUGCAAAAAGAAAAAUGUAGUAGGAAAGACUGUCAAGCAAAGAGGGGUUGCAAAGGUUUCACUGUCAGCUGGAUUCUUGUGUUUUCUUAUAAAGGCUCUUGACUUUCAUCUUCCAAUACAGAUAGUUACAGCAAUGGGAUGGCUUAAUGCAAUGCUGAAUGGGGGACAGAAGCCUCUUUGAUUAAUAUAAACCUUUGUCAAAUGUACUCCUUAGAAUAGGGCUUGAAACACUGCACUUCCUAACUCCUACAAAGCUGGUGGACUGGCUAAUAAUGUUUCCUGAGAUUCCUCUUAGCCAGACUGAUCUCAGCCCUCUUCUUGUUUUCACCCAAUUUCGGAAGUGACAGGACUAUAAAAUGGUGUUCUUGGACUGACAGUACUGACAUCCCUGAUGAUAGUGCCUCCACUGAAAAAAAAUUUUUAGCAAAUCUUCCUUGCAUUCCUUUUUUUCCCUUAAAAUACUAGCAUCUACUAUAUUCUAGAUUCCCUUAGCUAUAGGAAAGCAAGAAAAACAAUAGUCACUGCAUUCUGUAAUUCUUCUCUUUGGGCUUUUUAUCCUAAAAUCUAGUUGGUGAUCUAGAGUAAAUUGUGCUAAUCGAGUAGACUUGGUUAAUCAAGUUGAACUUCAGGGUCCCAAGCAACUCUAGUUAAAUCCUUCUUUUUAUAUAUGAAGGAACAGGCCUAUGGACUGUAAAUAAAUCGUUGAAAGUUAAAACAACUAGUAAAUUCCAGAGCAGAAACUAGAAUCCAAUUCAUAUUUUAUGUGGAGAACUUGUAAUGGUGAACUAGGUAACUCAGACCUCUUAACAACUAAAAGACCAAAACAACUAAGCACUGGCCCAAAGUCAAGGGAGAGCUGAUAUGAUCAUGAAGAAUUACUAAGCAAUCUGGGAUAAACUGGUGAAUAUGGAAAAUGGGAUCACUUUUGCUCCAGGGAUGUUUUCUAAUCCAAAAGAAGUAAGUGAGAAGUGAAGCAAGGAUUUUGAUGAUGUUCAAGGACAGGGAAGCAAAGUUUGGACCUGUCAAUAGUGGAAUUCCUAUUAUAACUCAUGUGCUUUUAUUUGGCACCAUAAGAGCUAUACCCCCAUGAUUAUGAGUGAAGCAGCUCAGAACACAGCCCUAAAGUAAGUCAUUGGACAGCCCCCAAAAUUCCAAUUCUUGGUAUUGGGUUAUAAUUGUUCUGGUUUGCUACUGCCCAGAGCCACAUGGCAGAAGGAAAUAAAAAUCAUCUCUGGGGACAGAUUACUCCUAAACCUCAAAUUAUUUUUAUAGCCUGCUUUUUAAAAUACAAUAUCCAGCACAUAAUCAAAGAUAAUUGGAUCAGUGAGGAGCCAUGGCAACAUAAAACAAGCGCACACACACACGAAGAAUGCAAACAAGUGCAGUGCUGCAAAUAUUGGAACAGUGAUAAAAGUCAAGACUAAGCAUUUCAGAAAAUAACUAGAAAUUUAGAAGAGGCACUGCAUAUCUGGAUAAAAAUGAAAUAGAAACCCUACAACUCAAUAUACAAAGAACAAAAUAGAUAAGACUUAUCAACAAAUCAGAGAUAGAAGAAAAGUGAGUUGUCAAAUCAGAAGAAAUAAUUUCUUUCAGAAAGACAGCUAUAAGAAGUAAGCCCAGAGAGAGAAAAGGGGAGAAGAUAUAAAAGAAAGGGUAAACAACUGAAAACAGUAAGAAAAUGCUUAAUAGGACAAGAGAAGAUGAGACAGUAUGAGGCAGAAUAAUAUUUAAAGAUCUAACUUUUAAAAUGUGUAUUCUAAAACUAAUGUAAACAUCAAUUCACAGAUUUCAGAAACCCUAUUCAACCCCCAAAUAGAAUACCACAAGGAAAUCCAUCUCUAGUCACAUUUUAGUAAAACUGUAGAAGUCCAGAGACUAUAAGAAAGGAUCAUAAAAGAAAUAAGAUAAAAAUGUAAUAAAAAGGUGAAGUACCCUCAGGGGAGCAGCAGUUUGAGGGACAACACAUAAAUCAACAGAAAUUAUGGAGCCAGAGAUUGUAGACUGAUUCCUUAACAUGCUGAGAAAAACAACACCAAAAGCCCUGCCAACCCAGAAUUACUCUACACCCAGGAAAAACAUUCCUCAAGGUAUUUUCAGGCAAACAAAGGCUCAGAGAGUUUAUUAUCAGCAGACUUCAAAAAAUUCUAGAGAAUAUUCUUUAUGUAAAAGGAACAUCAAAGUUGUAAAAAAGGAACAAAGAGCAAGAAAACUUAGGAAUAUGAUAAAUUAAAAUAAAUUUUGACCAUAGAAAAUGAAGGUAAAAUUUCUAAAGUCCUUGCAUUUUCUGGGAAGAGAAUGAAAGUACAAUCACUGUCAUGUGCUGCAUAAUAGCAUUUUGGUCAACAAAAGACUACAUCUACCUUGGUGGUCCCAUAAAUCAGAAUGGAGCUGAAAAAUUCCUAUUGUCUGGUGAUAUCAGAGCCAUCAUAAUGUUGUAGUGCAAAAUUUUACUCAUGUGUUUGAUGAUGCUGGUGUAAACAAACCUGCUGUGCUGCCAGUUACAUAAAAGUAUAGCAGAUACAAUUAUGUAGAGUACAUAAUACUUGAAAAUGAUAAUAAAUGACUAUGUCACUGAUUUAUGUAGUUACUAUAAUGUAAGUUUUAAUAAUUAUUUUACAGGGUAAUUUUUCUACUUAUAAAAAACCAGUGUGCUGUAAAACAGUAUGAAAUGUUACAAUGGCUGCAGCCUCAUGUAUCUUGUGUUUACUGUCUCCCGACUGCAUCAUUUUCUCUUGUGCUUGACUUAAUGUCAUGUUGUUUUUACAGUAACAUGCCAUAGAGAGUUUUUGCAUAGGAACAGUAGACUGCACCAUAUAACUUAGGUCUAUGGCAAACUUACUAUCCAGGUUUGUGUAAGUACGCUUUAUGGUGUUUGCACUACAAUAAACUCACUUAACAGUGCUUUUAUUAAAAUGUAUCCAGAAGUGGCAUAUAUCUGUGCAAUUAUAUUAGAUUCUGAUAAGUCAAUACAUUUUGUACUCUCUAAGGUAACCAAAAGAAGAAUAGUAAAAGGGUCCAUAACUUCCAAAAUAAACCAAAGAGAAAAAAGGAAAAAUGAAAAAUACAUAAUCAAUCCAAAAUAGGGAAAGAAAAAGAGAGGAAAAGAGACACUAAACAGAAAUGACAAAUAGCAAGGAAUCAUACUAAACUCCAAAUAUUUAAAUAAUUAUUUCAAAUGUAAGUUGACUAAAUAUUCCAGUUAAAAGACAAAAAUGGUUAGACUAGAUUUUAAAAUACUAUAUGCUAAAAACAUACUGUAUGUUGUCAUAGGAAACAUAUUUCUAACAUAAAUAUGAAAUUUGAGAGAAAAAAGAAUAGAAAAGACAUGUGAGGCAAACACUGACCAUAAAAGUAGAUGCAGCUAUAUUAGGCAAAAUAGGUUUUCCUAUUCUAGUAGUAAAGACAGACACCUCAUAAUGAUAAAAAGAUUCAGAUCAUUAGGAAAAUAUGACAGUUCUAAAUUUGUGUGUACCCAAUAAUGAGUACUCAAAAUGAAACAAUAAAAAUUUUUUUAAUUAGAGAAGAAAUUGGUUGGUAAUUUGAUAAGAUAAGGAUGUGUAUUGCAAUUACUUAAUCAGAACUUAGUGAAGAUCUUAGCUGAUACAGUAACUAAAGAAUAAUAAAAUAUAUAAUAAUGUGAAAAUAAGAGCAAAUAUAAUAUUUCAGAUAAUUAUUUUCAUCUAAAGUCUAAAUUAUUAGAAUUUAAAAAUAAGUAAGGUGUUACUGGUUACAAGUACAAUUUACACAGUUAAUUUGUAUUUUUAUGUGAUAUAAAGUCUUUUUAAAUGUUUGAAAAAGGAUUUAUAAUAAUGUCCAAAAAAUGUUCAAAUGUCUAGGAAUAAGUCCAACAAGAGAUGUUGAACACUUCUAUACAGAAAACUAUAAAAGUUAUUGAGAAAAAAAUAAAGAAGAUGUAAAUAAAUGGAGAGCUA
Artibeus jamaicensis (Jamaican fruit-eating bat) is the source of this 5890-nucleotide messenger RNA. It is a transcript of the gene SERPINB1, whose product is annotated as serpin family B member 1. Gene Ontology annotation, biological process: negative regulation of endopeptidase activity. NCBI's taxonomy places the organism in Eukaryota, Metazoa, Chordata, Mammalia, Chiroptera, Phyllostomidae. The transcript is spliced from 8 exons. Gene Ontology annotation, molecular function: serine-type endopeptidase inhibitor activity. The record is from RefSeq and is a predicted model, not a curated record. The coding region runs from base 157 to 1293 and encodes 378 amino acids.